Messenger RNA from Spea bombifrons (plains spadefoot toad), 1655 nucleotides. It is a transcript of the gene ARL15, whose product is annotated as ADP ribosylation factor like GTPase 15. Gene Ontology annotation, molecular function: GTP binding; GTPase activity. The coding region runs from base 167 to 802 and encodes 211 amino acids. The transcript is spliced from 6 exons. The record is from RefSeq and is a predicted model, not a curated record. Lineage: Eukaryota; Metazoa; Chordata; Amphibia; Anura; Pelobatidae.
GGCAGUCCGAGGCGCUCCAGACCUGAGCCCUUUACCACAGUGUUAUUAUUCAACGAGCAGCGGCAGCAGUGGACCCGCCUGGGCGCCCGGUACAGAAACAGGUGACCCAAGACAGCAGCCGGGCACUUAUCACUGGAACAGGGCGCCUCUCCCGCUGCAUGAGUCCAUGGAUUACAUGACAGUGUCAGAAUGCACCCAGAUCACAUUUGCCGUUUGUAGAAUUGCCGCUUACACGUGUUUUCGAGCUUUGUGUUGUAAAGGACCGCCACCGCAGAGGCCUGAAUAUGAUAUUGUCUGUAUAGGGCUGACGGGCUCCGGGAAGACCAGCCUUCUCUCUCACCUCUGCAGCGAGAGCCAAGAUAAUAUUGUGCCUACCACAGGUUUUAGCAUAAAAGCAGUUCCAUUCCAGAAUGCCAUCUUGAAUGUGAAAGAACUUGGAGGAGCAACUAACAUAAGGAAAUACUGGAGUCGCUACUACCAGGGAUCGCAAGGAGUAAUAUUUGUUCUCGACAGUGCCUCGUCGGAAGAAGACUUAGAAACUGCCAGGAAUGAGCUACAUUCUGCCCUCCAACACCCUCAAUUAUGCACUUUGCCAUUUUUAAUACUGGCCAACCACCAAGACAAGCCUGCAGCUCGCUCACUACAAGAGAUCAAAAAGUAUUUUGAACUUGAACCACUUGCACGAGGGAAGCGCUGGAUUCUACAACCCACGUCACUGGAGAACAUUGAGGCAGUAAAGGACAGCUUCUCAAUGCUCAUAAAUCUUUUAGACGAGACAGAAGUCGAGCCCAUUCAAAUCUGAAAACUCGUUCGCAGGGAAGCCGACGAGUAUGGUCCUUCUGAUGGCAGCUGCUUCUAUUCCAACUGACACACUCAACAGGAACUAAAUUGUAGUUCUGGUAGUGAUUUGUUAGAUGACACAAGGUCUACCUUGGAAUCUCUGAAGUAUGGAAUGCCAUUAUAUUUUGCAACAUUACAAAUGCUUUGUCUUGCAGUCAUAUCUCAUUUUUAUCCAACAUGUAAAUAAGCUCACGUGUUUACUUUCAGCAGCUAUGGCGUUUUCCCGGCUGCUGUUGCCUAUUUCAUGUCUCUUCAUCGCACCUUGUAGGUUAAACAAAGGUCUGGUGCCUGGCUUAGUGGCAUCUGACACGCUGGACAUCAUUAUCUGGUUUGUUUGAAUUCUUAGAUGAGACAACAAGGCUCUUGUUGUGUAAAUCAGGCCCAAUCGUUCUCCAAUGCCUACAUGAUGAUUAACCUCCUAAAGCAUGUUACUUACAAUGAUUUUAAUUACAACCAAGUCUUCCACAAUGACAUAGCCUUCUGAGUGCCAGAUGAACAAAGGCCACCUCUUUGCUACCUACACUAAAUACGCAUUUUGGUAAUUACAGAUAACUUAUAAAGGUGCUUUUUGGAGUUGUUUCAGCACAGCGUCUCUUAAGUUGUUUUAUACAAAGAAAAAGUAGGAUUUAUAAAGAGCAAAAAGGGGUAAUACAGCAUGACACCCUUAAUUUAAGUAAAUACUACUGACUGGAGUUUCUUUUCCACUAGUGAGUUAAUCAUAUCAUUUUUGGGUUUUUAUAUAUUGUUUAAAUACAUAUCUUGAAUUUUCUAUUUUCUUUACAUGUUCCAAAUUCACACACAAAAAUUCACAUUCG